Triticum dicoccoides is the source of this 1209-nucleotide messenger RNA. RefSeq lists its product as uncharacterized. NCBI's taxonomy places the organism in Eukaryota, Viridiplantae, Streptophyta, Magnoliopsida, Poales, Poaceae. The record is from RefSeq and is a predicted model, not a curated record. Bases 153 to 863 code for a protein of 236 amino acids. Gene Ontology annotation, molecular function: protein binding. The transcript is spliced from 4 exons.
AUAAAGCCGGGACGCGGGCGCCUGCCUAAAACAGCAACGUACUAAACGCCGCCGGCACGGCCCCACCGGUCCAGCUGAGUAGAUCACCACCUGUGCAUCGUUCAUCGCUCACUCACGCACUUCCCCCGCGGCGCCGAGCGACCGGCGCGGAAAUGGCGGAGGCGGAGGAGUGGGAGAGGCGGAAGAGGGGGAGGAGGAGGCGGCGGCGGGGCAGGAGGGAGAGCGACGGCAGCGACCCCGUGGAGGUGCUGGGGGAGGAGGUGAUGGGGCUGGUGAUGGAGCUCCUGGACGCGCGCAGCGCCGCACGAUGCACGGCGGUCUCCCGCGCCUGGUUCGGGGUCGCCGCCGACAACCGCCUCUGGGCACCCAAGUGUGCUGAACUGAUGGCCGGAAAGGCACAUAUUCCUCGUCUGACAAUGAUCCGUACUGCAUCAAAGUUGUCUACGUAUUCAAUGGCCAUCAUGGAUGGCAAGCGGAAUCGGAUCACAAAAGAGGAUCUCUGUGAUCAUGCAUGGGAAUAUCGUUUCACUAUUGCAGCACCAGAGUACUGGAGGAAUCUCGAUCCGUCCUGGAAGCGCACUGGUCCACCCAUGCGACGAUACUUCCACCAUGAUGGUUACCACAGUGCAGAUCCUCAUGACGCUGUCUGGGGUGGCCAUGAGUGUGAGUACACGAUCAUAACAAGCUUUGUCGGUGAUGGAAGAAUCAGAGAUCAUUAUGUGAGGAUCAACCGGUGGCCACCGAUGAAAGUGUCGAGAAAGGAAGAUUGGAGCUGGGAGCUAUCCAACCACCUCUACCGCUACAACAGCAUCCCUGAUGCUGAAAAGGAAGGAUGUACAGGUCCGCUCUUCCCGGUUUGGUGAGUUCACUUCUAUGGUAGCAGAUCGGUCCGUCUGCGGUGUGAUCCUGCAAUCUUCUGGUCGUCGAAAUCAAGCCUUGAUCUUCCAUCUCGUUGAAUGUUGCAGCAGGAGACUUUGUUUUGCAGCAAUUAAUGAGCUAUGAACUUUUGUGGAUGUACUUAGUUCUUUUAGAGAGAAUGGAUAACUUAGCUAAGCUCAGGUGUGUGAGCUAACAUGUAUGGUAAUACAGUAGUUGCAGCUAGCCUAUGAUGAUACUAUGUGUUCGUCUCGGUAGUUUGGUCUUUUGUCACGUAGUAUGUGAUCUGUAAAAUACCCUGAACUACUAGAAAUGGUAUGGUGUGUGUAAACC